AUUGCUGGUAACCAGAGGAAUCCCACUGGAGCCUGUGAGAAAUUGCAUUUGGAAAGUAAUGGCUGCUUUCGUUUUUCUUUUGUUUUGGGUGCAGCAUCCGUUUUUAGGAAAACCCAAGAGUCUUGUCAAAAUUGCUCCUCUGACUGAUGCAGCCAGGAGAUCCACAACAGUGGCACCAGAACCUCGGCUGGCUCCCUCUGUUUCUGGACAAGAGGGGAAAGGAGGGGAAGUGGACAGUAAACCUGUGGCUGUUGUUGGAGCAGCAGAGCCUGAAGAAAUUAAAUCAGGCACAAACCUGACACCAGAACCUCUGCUGGCUCCCUCACUUUCUGGACAAGAGGGUAAAGAAGAGGAAGUGGACAAUGAACCUGUGGGUGUUGUUGGAGCAGCAGAGCCUGAAGAAAUUAAAUCAGGCACAAAUCUGACACCAGAACCUCUGCUGGCUCCCUCUCUUUCUGGACAAGACGGGAAAGAAGAGGAAGUGGACAAUGAACCUGCGGGUGUUGUUGGAGCAGCAGAGCCUGAAGAAAUUAAAUCAGGCACAACACCCGAACCAGAACCUCUGCUGGCUCCCUCUGACUCUGGACAGGAGGUUGAAGAGAAAGAAGUGGAGAAGGAACCUGUGGCUGUUGGAAAAGUAAUGCCUGAAAGAAUAAAAUCAGUAAGUAACAGCUUUGGUUGGCACUGCCUUUGCUGUCAAUCAGAGCUGCAAGUUCCUGAGCAGACAAUGCUUGCCAUUCAUGGCUGAAGAGUGUGAGAGCUGUAGCUCUGC
Molecule: messenger RNA, 772 nt
Organism: Neopelma chrysocephalum (saffron-crested tyrant-manakin)
Lineage: Eukaryota; Metazoa; Chordata; Aves; Passeriformes; Pipridae
Exons: 4
Coding region: 59-748 (229 amino acids)
Source: RefSeq, a predicted model, not a curated record